This is a messenger RNA of Portunus trituberculatus (swimming crab), 1509 nucleotides long. RefSeq names its product DNA-directed RNA polymerase II subunit GRINL1A-like (gene Polr2M). Bases 1 to 987 code for a protein of 328 amino acids. The transcript is spliced from 6 exons. Gene Ontology annotation, molecular function: transcription elongation factor activity. Gene Ontology annotation, biological process: transcription elongation by RNA polymerase II. Lineage: Eukaryota; Metazoa; Arthropoda; Malacostraca; Decapoda; Portunidae. Gene Ontology annotation, cellular component: nucleus. The record is from RefSeq and is a predicted model, not a curated record.
AUGGAGGUCUCCGCGCAACCCGGCCCAAGCACCUCGGCCACGGAGCAGCCCCCCGUGCUGAAGCUUGUCAACCGCACCUGGAAGAUUCUCCCGGACAAAGGGGACGACGUGUUUAUACGAGACCCCAAGCUGAAGGAGGGACAAAUAGGCGACCUGAGUAAGAAGAGUAUUGCACAACUUGAAGAAAUCAUUGAGCGACAGGACCGCAUUCUGAAUAACAAAUUCUUGUCCUCAAAGCUGAAAGAUAAAGGAGAAAAAUUAAAGGAGUGUCGAGAAAUUGUUGCCGAAGCUCUUCAGAAGGCACGGGAGCAAAGGAAAAGUGAAUCCAGAAAAGAUAUUCCAACAGAUGUUAAUGCACUGGAAUGGAAGAGUAGAAGAAAGAAUGAGAACAAAAAAGAGGAGUUAGACAGCGAUGAUGAUGAGGAUGAAUGUGAAGACAAGAUAGACCCACUGAAACUCAUGGCCUACCACUCCUCUUGUGUCAAGAAGCCUGCACGCACUCAGAAUGGGACAAUAGAGGAAGAUGAAGACCCAACAGACGCCAUCGCCCGAGAGCUGAGGCAGCUGGAGCUCCAGGAUGCCGAGCAGGAGCCUCAGUCGUGUGACUUUGGGGACAAAAGGAAUCAAAUAUUUGAAGAAAUGAGGAAACGAAAUGGUCCUGUGAAAGACUCCUUCAAGCCCUUCAGGCCCAUCGACAACCCCCAGCCCAUCCCUGGUUUGGUGCACCACACAGCUCGCCCAAGCACUGCCACCACCAAGACCAUCCCCCAGCAAGAGGCAUUGAAACUAGAGCGAGAAUUCCUUGUCAAAGAAAAAGAAAGAGCUCUAUCAAAUGCCAGACAACAACUCGGAAAAAUAAAAACUGAAAAGAUUGGCCUCCCACCUCCAUCGUCGUCUCUCAGAUAUCGAGACACAAACGUGGACAAACAUCUUCUGGAUUCGGAGGAUGAAAGUGACGAUUCAGACAACUACUCUAUUGAAUUGUGAAACUUGUGAUAUGAUGAAAUAAUUUUGUUUUGAAUAUACUCCUGUGUGUCCUAAGAAUCAUGUUAAUUGAACUUCAUUGUAUUUAAUUCAUGGCAUCUUGUGCUGUCAUACUUUUUUUCUUAUUUGAUAUUUAUUCAAUUUCCUUUCAAAUUAUGUGAAUGCAAUAUCUUCAUGCUAUAUUAUUCUAUCAUUUCAUUGCUAUUGACAAUCAUUUCAUUAUUACAGUACUAGACUGCCAUGAUAUUUCUGCUACAAUUCUUUCUUCCUCUGAUAUUCCACCUUCACCUUCACCUAGCUUAUCUUCUUUAAUUGUCAACUUUUCUUCCAUUUCUGAUCACUUUCUCUAUAUAAUAAAAGAAUUUGGUGCAUGUUUCAUUAUAUUUAGGUAUAUGUAUUAGGUAAAUCUUAAAAUGUGAUAUAGAUAUAAUGUCCUAUUUAUAUUUUCUUAAACCUAGAAUAUAGUUUUGUAUUUUAUAAAGUGGCAUAAAAAUUCCCUUCAAAUACAUUCAUGAGAUUUGGUAA